This is a messenger RNA of Elaeis guineensis (African oil palm), 683 nucleotides long. RefSeq names its product transcription factor ILI6. Gene Ontology annotation, molecular function: protein dimerization activity. NCBI's taxonomy places the organism in Eukaryota, Viridiplantae, Streptophyta, Magnoliopsida, Arecales, Arecaceae. The record is from RefSeq and is a predicted model, not a curated record. Gene Ontology annotation, biological process: regulation of DNA-templated transcription; regulation of growth.
CUCGCUCGCUCGCUUUCCCAACAUAACUUCUCCUGACAUCCCUCUCCAGCUCCCGUUGUCUCAUCUUCCAUCCCUCAUCUCACCAACUUUGGUCCAUCAAACUUGGCUCUCUUCAUUCUCUUCCUCAUACAAAAUCGCCACUAGCUUAGUCUCUUGGACCCAUACCUCCCUAGCUCGUCUCUGAUUCAACCUACACUCAAGAACAUAACAUCCCAUCACUGACAAAGAUGUCCAGCAGGAGGUCUCGAUCAAGGCAGUCGAGCUCAUCGAGGAUCACUGAUGAACAGAUCAAUGAUCUUGUGUCCAAGUUGCAAGCGCUGCUCCCUGAAGCCGGCAUUAGGAGCAACGAAAGGGUGUCGGCGGCUAGCGUCCUGCAGGACACUUGUAACUACAUCAGAAGCCUGCACCAAGAAGCGAAUGAUUUGAGUGAGAGGCUGUCAGAGCUGCUUGCCACGACGGAUGCCAGCAGUGCUCAAGCAGCGAUCAUUAGGAGCUUGCUCAUGUGAUGGACUGGUUUUAGGUUUUGGUUGCUAAAUGUUGGUGGUUAUUUCGAUAGAAUAAAAGUAAAACGCUGUUAGAAGCCACCCUAUGCUUUUUGCUUAAUGAGGCUUGCAGUGGUCUUCCAUGUACUCUACUUGCGUCUUGAUCUUUUUUGUACCCAGAGCUAAAUUUUGCUAUGGAAC